Messenger RNA from Cylicostephanus goldi, 446 nucleotides. The record is from the annotation of a GenBank genome assembly. Lineage: Eukaryota; Metazoa; Nematoda; Chromadorea; Rhabditida; Strongylidae.
UUGAUUUCAGUGAAUGUUCGCCUGGAUGAUUCAAUCCUCUUUAUUGGAAUCAAUCGCCCUAGCAGGAAAAAUUGCGUCAACCAUGAAACUGCAAAGGAGCUGGUUGCUGCAUUCAAUCGGUUCAACAACAAUCCAGAUGUGAAAAUCGGAAUCUUAUAUGGAGAAGGCAAUACAUUCUGCGCUGGAUAUGACCUUUCAGAAGUUUCCAAUUUGGACACAACUUCUUUUGAUGAGCAGUUCCCUCACAAGUAUCGCUAUAUGGUUGGUAAGCGUAAGCGGAUUACCAGAUAUUUUCAGCCACCAGAAGAGUGGAAAGCAAAAGGACCUUCAAUCAUGGAAUUGAAGAAACCACUAAUAGCUGCUGUUGAAGGUUAUGCGGUGGCUGGUGGUCUAGAAUUAUCGCUUAUGGGUAAAUUUUUGCAACUUUUUUUUCGAUUCAUGUAAAA